This is a messenger RNA of Mercenaria mercenaria, 168 nucleotides long. The record is from the annotation of a RefSeq genome assembly. NCBI's taxonomy places the organism in Eukaryota, Metazoa, Mollusca, Bivalvia, Venerida, Veneridae.
AUCAAGUGAAGGGUGGUGAGUGGUAGAAUUAAAUUAAAGUUAAUACAAUUGACUAUGCCUCAGUUUGCGCCUAUAUUUUCUGUUUUAUUAUUUUCUUUUUUGUGGCUUUUUUUUUGUUUCGUUUUGUCAAUUUUAUGGUGAGCUUCUAAGCGGUCAUAUAAUUUCUAA